Messenger RNA from Durio zibethinus, 1802 nucleotides. RefSeq names its product G2/mitotic-specific cyclin S13-7-like. The record is from RefSeq and is a predicted model, not a curated record. NCBI's taxonomy places the organism in Eukaryota, Viridiplantae, Streptophyta, Magnoliopsida, Malvales, Malvaceae. Gene Ontology annotation, molecular function: cyclin-dependent protein serine/threonine kinase regulator activity. Gene Ontology annotation, biological process: mitotic cell cycle phase transition.
UUACAUGUAACAAAUAUGGGACGCCCUUAUAAUAAUAGGAAUUGAGUUACCUUGUGAGUGUUGAGUAAUUUUCCUUCAAUAAAUUAUUAUGAGGCAGAGGCAAAAGGCAAAUGCAAACGGUAACUUUUUUAGCCCAUAGACUGCACAACAGGGAGCAUUACACUUCCAGGUAGGAUAACGGCUAUAAGUUGUAGAGGGGGUUGUCCACCGUUGGAUUAGAAACUAUCCAACGGUCAGAAUUUGAAAAAGAAAAUAUGACCGUUAGGCUUACAAGCGAAGCGUCGGCUCCUCAGCUUCAAAAGGAAAGCAGUCUCUCCCCUUGUCUCAUUCCCCAAAACCCACAGAAAUCUACAGAGGAGAAGAAAGAAAGAGAGAAACUCAUUGAAAAUGGCUUCAAGACCCAUUGUACCACAACAAUCCAAAGGCGAGGGCGGCGUUGUAGGAGCAGCAGUUAAUAAGCAGACAAAGAAGAAUGCGGCAGGAGAUGGGAAGAGCCGCCGUGCGUUGGGAGAUAUUGGGAAUCUGGUAAACGUUAGAGGAGUGGUUGAUGGCAAGCCCCAGCCUCCGAUUCACCGUCCUCUCACGAGGUCUUUCUGCGCACAGUUACUUGCCAAUGCACAAGCUGCCGCCGCCGCUGAGAACAAUAAGAAAAAUAUUUGUGUUAAUGUGGAUAAAGCUCCUGUUCUUGAUGGAGGCGCUGUGCCUAAAAGGGCUGCUGCACCGAAGCCCGCUCAAAAGAAGCCAACUACUAAGCCCAAGCCUGCAGAAGUGAUUGAAAUCAGUCCGGAUACUGAUCAAGAAGCGGUGGAGGUGGAGGAGAAGAAAGAUAAGGUUCCUGUGAAAAACAAUAAGAAAGUAACUGAGGGAGAGAGAUCAUCCAAGAAGAAAGCACAGACUCUUACUUCAGCCCUUACUGCCAGAAGCAAGGCUGCCUGUGAAAUUGCUAACAAACCAAAACAGGAGAUUGUUGAUAUUGAUGCAGCAGAUGCUAAUAACGACUUAGCUGGGGUGGAAUAUGUUGAUGACAUCUACAAGUUCUAUAAAUCAGCUGAGAAUGAGAGCAGGCCACAUGACUAUAUGCACUUGCAAACUGACAUUAAUGAGAAGAUGAGGGCAAUUCUUAUUGAUUGGCUGAUCGAUGUUCAUCAAAAGUUUGAGCUUUCACCUGAAGCUCUCUACCUUACCAUCAAUUUGAUUGACCGGUUCCUCUGUGUGAAGAUUGUUCCUAGGAGGGAAUUACAACUGCUGGGCAUGAGUGCCAUGCUUAUUGCCACCAAAUAUGAAGAGAUCUGGCCACCUGAGGUCAAUGAUCUAGUAUGCAUUGCAGAUAGAGCAUACACUCAUGAACAGAUACUUGCGAUGGAGAAAACUAUACUGGGAAAAUUGGAAUGGACUUUGACAGUUCCCACACACUAUGUAUUCCUAGCGCGCUUCAUCAAGGCAUCGAUUCCUGAUGAGAAGAUGGAAAACAUGGUAUAUUUUCUAGCUGAGUUGGGAAUGAUGCAUUAUGAGACCAUAAUGUUCUGCCCAUCAAUGGUUGCUGCCUCAGCAGUGUACGUUGCUCGUUGCACUCUAAACAAGACUCCUGCUUGGACUGACACACUCAAGUUUCACACCGGUUACUCUGAACCACAGCUCAUGGAUUGUGCUAAAUUGCUGGCUUAUUUCCAUUCAAUGGCUGCAGAGAGUAGGCUUCAGGUUAUAUACAGAAAGUACUCGAAUUCUCAACGAGGAGCUGUUGCAUUGCUUCCAUCUACCCCAAAUCUAUUGAAACAUUGAUGCAUUAAUCAUGUUCUUUAUUU